This is a messenger RNA of Verticillium dahliae VdLs.17, 1457 nucleotides long. Its product is annotated as GPI-anchored wall transfer protein. Bases 243 to 1457 code for a protein of 404 amino acids. Gene Ontology annotation, biological process: GPI anchor biosynthetic process; protein localization to plasma membrane. The transcript has 3 exons. Gene Ontology annotation, molecular function: glucosaminyl-phosphatidylinositol O-acyltransferase activity. Lineage: Eukaryota; Fungi; Ascomycota; Sordariomycetes; Glomerellales; Plectosphaerellaceae. The record is from RefSeq and is a predicted model, not a curated record. Gene Ontology annotation, cellular component: endoplasmic reticulum; membrane.
UCGACAUAGCCCAGUCUGUCAUCUGCCUAUCUGACAGCUGGCCUCACCUUCUUUAUUGCUUCGGCACCAAAUCACAGCCGAGACCUUCGUUCGCAAACGUCACGAUCCCUCUCUCUCUGAACGCCAUGUUUCGAGCCUCUUAGAACACCACCACCACCACCACCACCACCACCACCACCAUCAUCAUCAUCACCAAAACCACUAGAGCAAACUAAGAACGGACCUCCCAGCCCACCGCCAACAUGGCUGGCUCCGACGUAAGCUACAAGAAACUCAAAGAAGACUUCGUAUCCAAUCUUUCAGGUGGUCCUGCCGGCGAGGUCAACUACGUAAUUGGUGUUGCGCCCGUCGCCUGUCUUCUCUGGGCCGUCCUCCAGACCCGUCAGUCCUUCUUCAAAUCCGACACGCCCCUGACCCUCCUCGUCGACUACCUCCUCAACGUCGGCGUCCUCCUCCUCUCUAUAACCCUCUACGCCAACACGCCCUUCCUCCUCUGGGCUCUCCUCCUGGGUCCUGCUCUCCUCGUCUACCUUCUCCCUCGAUCGCAGCCGCGCCGAAAACCCCUGGUCCCCUCCCAGAAUGCCGUCAAACCCGUCUCCCGCCCCUCGGAUGCGGCGUCCGGCCCCCUCUCCGUCCUCUCCGUCAAGCCCUUCCUGACCAACUACCGCGGCGGCAUGCUCAUCGUCACCUGCCUCGCCAUCCUCGCCGUCGACUUCCGGCUCUUCCCCCGCCGCUUCGCCAAGGUCGAGACCUGGGGCACCUCGCUCAUGGACAUGGGCGUCGGCGCCUUCGUCUUCUCCGCCGGCGUCGUCGCCGCUCGCCCCGUCCUCAAGGAGCGCGCCGCCGGCCGUUCGACGCCGCUGGCCGCUCGGCUGCUGACCUCGAUGCGCCACUCGCUGCCCCUCCUCGCGCUCGGCUUCAUCCGCCUGCUCAGCGUCAAGGGCCUCGACUACGCCGAGCACGUGUCCGAGUACGGCCACCCUCCGAACCCGCCACCCAGCGCACCACCCUCCUUCCUGACCAUGGCCGUCUGGACCGCCGUCUGGACCGCCCUCUACUUCCUCGCGACGAGCUACACCUGGGGCGACGGCCUCGACGUCUCCCGCCGCCUCGCCAACCUGCCCUACGUCCUGUGGGUCGCCGCCUUCAACUCGGGCCAGAUCCUCUUCUACUGCCUCGUCGACUCGCUCUUCUUCCCGGCCUUUUACCACGCCACCGACGCCAAGACGGAGCGCGACGCCUACCUCGCCGCCACGAGCCGCGUCAUCAGGGCCUACAACCGCAACGGCCUCGCCCUGUUCCUGCUGGCCAACCUGCUGACGGGGCUCGUCAACAUGACGGUCCCCACGCUGCACGUCGGCCCCGUGGCUACCAUGGCCAUCCUCAUCGCGUACAGCGGGACCCUGACGGCCGUGGGUGUCGCGUUGGAUAGCUAUGACGUGUCCAUAAAAUUGUAG